GGCGCGUGAGAGAGAGAGAGUGGGAACUGGGAACAGAGCAGCUGCAAAAGCGACGACGACCAUGCGACCAUGGAACCAAGGCUGGCCGCGCAGGACAGAUUGGACAGUACGUGGAGCAGAAUGACAAGGUUGUGGGUGGGCAAGCCGGCGAGAUUCACUGAGAGGUCCACGUCCCAGAACGGAUAAAGCUCGGUCAAGGCAGAGGACGAGAGGAAGGUCCCAUCUCGCUUUCUCUCCAUGCCACAGCCCUUAUUUGCGUGCGCACGGAUCCAGAGAAGGAGAGAGAGAGAGAGAUUGAAGCUCUUGCUGCUCUUUUUAAUGGCGGAGGCCUGGAUUCGGGUCUUUUUAAAAAGGAGAGUUCUCUGGUGGAAAGAGAUCGCUUGGCUGAAACAGGAAUAAAGGAAAGCAGGGGCACCCUGUCGUGAUUAAGGACAUGGUGUUAAAGGUUUCUGGAUCGUCGUCCCGGGGCAAGGAUUCGCGCCGCCUCCGCAGCCGCCACUACUUCGACGACGAGGAGAUGAUCCCCGUAGCACGGGGCCACCACCUCCGCGGUGUCCUGCAGGCAGCCUGUUCGAGCUCGACGCCGGCGUGGGACGUGAGUUAUGAGGAGGCGAGGAGCAGCGCCAGGUGGACCGGCGGCGUCGACGCGGUGGCGGCGGCGCUGGAGGACGUGGUGCUGGAGGACGAAGGGCGGCCCAAGGAGUGGGUGGCGCAGGUCGAGCCGGGGGUGCACAUAACCUUCGUGUCGCUCCCCGGCGGCGCCGGCAAUGAUCUCAGGCGCAUCCGAUUCAGCCGGGAGAUGUUCAACAAAUGGCAAGCGCAGCGGUGGUGGGGAGAGAACUACGACCGGAUCAUGGAGCUCUACAACGUCCAGAGAUUCAACUGCCAAGCUCUGUCUCCGCCUCCAAGAUCCGACGACGACGGCGGCGAGAGAGAGUCCUUCUAUUCGAAGGUGGGUUCGACGCGAGAAAGCCCCGCCGCCACCAGAUGCUCCAACCGGCCGCCGCCGCCGCCGCCGAUGAAAGGCGUCUGCUACCCCUUCGUGCCGGAUCCAUCCGAGCAAUUCUUCCCACCCCACCUCCACUACGGUGCCGGAUCCAUGGACGCGUCGAGGACGACCACCUCGUCCAGGGACGAAGCCUCCAUUUCCAUCAGCAACGCCAGCGAUCUGGAGACAACCGAGUGGGUGGAAGAAGACGAACCGGGCGUGUUUAUCACCAUCCGCGAGCUCGCUGACGGCACUCGAGACCUCCGGCGAGUCCGAUUCAGCCGCGAGAAAUUCGGGGAGGUGCACGCCAAGCUGUGGUGGGAGGAGAACAGAGAAAGAAUCCAGACACAGUAUCUAUAGAACUGGGUGAGUCUUGUCCGACUUCAAUAUCAGAAACAAUUUCAGAAAAAAAAAGAUAGGGGAAAAUAUGUUCGAUCUGAGCUACCAUUCAAAUCAUCCGAUUCUUGUUGUUUCUAAAACAUGCUUCAUGAUCUCUCAUAUGCUAUAACUCAACUAAGAACACUAAGAAAGCCAAACCAAUCCAUUGCAAGAAA
Zingiber officinale is the source of this 1542-nucleotide messenger RNA. Its product is annotated as protein BREVIS RADIX-like. The transcript has 5 exons. The record is from RefSeq and is a predicted model, not a curated record. NCBI's taxonomy places the organism in Eukaryota, Viridiplantae, Streptophyta, Magnoliopsida, Zingiberales, Zingiberaceae. The coding region runs from base 434 to 1348 and encodes 304 amino acids.